Messenger RNA from Dicentrarchus labrax (European seabass), 1525 nucleotides. RefSeq names its product solute carrier family 10 member 1 (gene slc10a1). The coding region runs from base 105 to 1160 and encodes 351 amino acids. The transcript is spliced from 8 exons. Gene Ontology annotation, biological process: bile acid and bile salt transport. Gene Ontology annotation, molecular function: bile acid:sodium symporter activity. NCBI's taxonomy places the organism in Eukaryota, Metazoa, Chordata, Actinopteri, Moronidae. The record is from RefSeq and is a predicted model, not a curated record. Gene Ontology annotation, cellular component: membrane.
CAACACACAAGGAGUAUAUUUUGUUUCAGAGAGAAGUGGAGAGAAGAGCAGAGGAAGCUCCUACCCAAAAGAUCACAACUCGCUGCUCCAACAUAUAAGACACCAUGGACUCCACAGUGGAUCUGUUCUUUGAUCCAGAUUUGUGGCAGAAUGAAAGCUUCCUGUUCACCACGAGGGCUGCUAACACCAGCUUUGUUUAUACACCUAUGAUGUCACCGGUAAUGGACAAAACCAUCAACAUAAUUUUGAUCAUCAUCUUAACCAUCACCAUGGUUUCACUGGGAUGCACCAUGGAGGUGUCGAAGAUCAAGCAUCACAUAUUGAAACCUAAGGGGGUGGCGAUAGCAGCACUGGCCCAGUAUGGUGUCAUGCCCCUUACAGCCUUUUGCUUAGCUAAGGCGUUCCAGCUGCCUGAAAUCACAGCUGUGGUGGUUCUGAUCUGUGGCUGCUGUCCUGGAGGAAGCCUCUCCAACAUCCUGGCUCUGGCUCUGCAGGGAGACAUGAACCUCAGCAUUGUGAUGACUUGCUCGUCCACUGUGAUGGCUCUGGGCAUGAUGCCUCUGCUGCUCUACCUCUACUGUCAGGGCUUCCAUGACGUGCAGAACUACGUGCCCUACGUUGACAUCAUUAUAGCGCUGGUCAUGAUCCUCAUUCCCUGCGCCGCAGGCAUCCUCAUCAACUACUACAGGCCGCAGUACGCCAAGAUCAUCAAGAAGGCAGGCCUCACUAUGUUGAUGAUUGCCGUUGUGGUGGUCGGCAUCCUCUCCAGCAUUGGAAUCGGAGGCUCCAUCCUCACUGUGCUGUCUCUUCCCCUCAUGGCCAUCGGUUUUCUCAUGCCCCUCAUAGGCUACACCUUCGGAUACAUCAUCUCUUCUCUCUUCCAACUCAACCAAUCGGAGCGGAGGACGGUUGCUAUGGAAACGGGCUGUCAGAACAUCCAGCUGUGCUCCACCAUCCUGAAGGUGGCCUUUCCUCAGGCGAUGAUCGGCCCUCUGUUCCUGUUCCCCCUGGUGUACGCGUCCUUCCAGCUGCUGGAGGCGCUGGUCCUCAUCGUGCUGUUCAGGUGUCACCAAUGGAUCACACUCAGGAAGAAAGAGAAAUACCAGCCUGCAAACACUGAAAAUAAGCCGAAAGCGCCCUCUGAGGAUACGAAUGUAUGAAGGAUGGAUCUCAAAUGCAUCCCAAUUUGUUUCUACCACUGUGAACUCUUGCUGAGCCUGGUGGAGACAGAGAGCUCCUGCACUACGUGAAACAGGAAAAGACUUAAAACUGCAGCCAUUUUGUGCAAAGUCAUUUGAGAGACUGCAAGUAUUUCCUUUAAUUACAUUAUGAAUCGACAGCUUGUACAUUUAUUUGUAAGCAUUUAAUUAAACAGAACUGAUGAACACAACAUUCAUGAUUUAGUUAAAACUGUUUUAUUGUUUAAUUAAGUCCACUGUCUUCCUACACCAUACAAACGUCCAUCAUGUUUUCCACUGAAAAUAAAAUCCCUAUGUACAAAAAUGUUGCAUUUUCCAAAGUCUAA